Paramecium tetraurelia is the source of this 183-nucleotide messenger RNA. RefSeq lists its product as uncharacterized. The transcript has a single exon. Lineage: Eukaryota; Ciliophora; Oligohymenophorea; Peniculida; Parameciidae. The record is from RefSeq and is a predicted model, not a curated record.
AUGGGAUAGUGUUGUGCUCCAUCCACAAGUAUUCAGUAUUAAAAUCCAGCCCAACUUAAACCUAAGGCAGAGGAGGAAUAUGAUUUUAAGGGAGUCGUAACCAAAAUUGAUGGCUAUUAUCGAGGAUAAGUUAUUCGUUAAAAUAUUGAUUACGAAUUUUUUCAUUUAAAUACAGCAUUAUGA